GGACAUCAUCAGUCGAUAGUAUUAACAUCACCGACAAUGUCUAAAAUCGCGUUGAUUGUUGUGUUGCUUUCAUUUGCAGCCUGCUUGGCUUCCAGCUUCGAAAUUUUCGAGAAAGAAAAUGGAGAAUUAUUUUACUUAGUUCCUCUAAACGAAGAACAUAACCGCGUUAGAAGACAAACUAAAGCUAAUGUUGAUAACAACGGAGUUUCAUUGUCUCACACAGGAAAGCUUUUUGAGAAUCAAAAUCAUAGACUGGAUGGUACCGCAUUCGGUCAGAAAGACUUCAAAAAUCAUGGACCUCUGACAGCCGGUGGCAAUUUAGAUUACAAUCAUAAACCGACUGGAAGUAACUUGAAUUUGGGUGCAUCGAAUACACGUGGUUUCGGAACGGAUGUCAGUGCGAAAGGUCAAUACAAUUUCUUAAAUUCGAAGCGCACCCAAGCCGGAGUCGGUGCAUAUUAUAACAGGCAUUUCGGAGGACCCGGUGGAUCUCGUAGACCCGACUACGGAGCUUUCGUUAGCGCAAGAUACAAUUUCUAAAUAUUAUUACUAUCGGAAAAGUAGCUUUAAACGUAAAAUAUUAAUUAUAAUGUUA
Nicrophorus vespilloides is the source of this 595-nucleotide messenger RNA. RefSeq lists its product as uncharacterized. Bases 37 to 540 code for a protein of 167 amino acids. The transcript is spliced from 3 exons. The record is from RefSeq and is a predicted model, not a curated record. Lineage: Eukaryota; Metazoa; Arthropoda; Insecta; Coleoptera; Silphidae. Gene Ontology annotation, biological process: defense response to bacterium. Gene Ontology annotation, cellular component: extracellular region.